This is a messenger RNA of Jaculus jaculus (lesser Egyptian jerboa), 5470 nucleotides long. It is a transcript of the gene Spire1, whose product is annotated as spire type actin nucleation factor 1. NCBI's taxonomy places the organism in Eukaryota, Metazoa, Chordata, Mammalia, Rodentia, Dipodidae. Gene Ontology annotation, molecular function: actin binding. The transcript is spliced from 17 exons. Gene Ontology annotation, biological process: Golgi vesicle transport; establishment of meiotic spindle localization; polar body extrusion after meiotic divisions. The coding region runs from base 193 to 2115 and encodes 640 amino acids. The record is from RefSeq and is a predicted model, not a curated record. Gene Ontology annotation, cellular component: cell cortex; cytoplasmic vesicle membrane.
ACCCUGGCGCCCGCCGCCGCCGGCCACGACGGGCCGCCGGCCCCCGCCACCGGUAAAUUGGGAUAUUCACAAUGUACAGAAACAGAGGUUAUUGAAUCUUUGGGAAUUAUUAUUUAUAAAGCACUGGACUAUGGCUUGAAGGAAAAUGAAGAAAGGGAGCUGAGCCCUCCCCUGGAGCAGCUCAUUGACCAAAUGGCCAACACGGUAGAGGCUGAUGGGAACAGCGACGAGGGCUAUGAGGCUGCAGAUGAAGGCCCAGAAGAUGAAGGCGAGGCAAGGAGAAAUGUCUCAGCUAUUCGGUCCUAUCAAGACGUCAUGAAGAUAUGUGCUGCUCAUCUCUCCACAGAGUCAGAGGCACCAAAUCAUUAUCAGGCAGUAUGUCGUGCACUGUUUGCAGAAACCAUGGAGCUACACACGUUCCUGACCAAAAUUAAGAGUGCAAAAGAGAAUCUUAAGAAGAUUCAGGAAAUGGAAAAGAGUGAUGAAUCUAGUACAGACCUGGAUGAAUUGAAGAACGCCGACUGGGCACGAUUUUGGGUUCAAGUGAUGAGGGAUUUGCGGAAUGGAGUAAAACUUAAGAAAGUCCAACAGCGGCAGUACAAUCCAUUGCCUAUUGAAUACCAGCUCACCCCUUAUGAGAUGCUAAUGGAUGACAUUCGGUGCAAAAGAUACACCCUGAGAAAAGUGAUGGUAAAUGGGGACAUCCCCCCGCGGCUAAAAAAGAGUGCUCAUGAAAUCAUCCUUGACUUCAUCAGAUCAAGACCUCCUUUAAACCCAGCCUCAGCCAGAAAACUGAAGCCAACCCCUCCCCGGCCACGGAGCCUCCAUGAAAGAAUACUGGAGGAGAUUAAAGCGGAGAGAAAGCUGCGGCCUGUCUCACCCGAAGAGAUUCGACGGAGCAAAUUAGAUGUCACCCCAGAAUCUCCAAAGAAUGUUGAAGAGUUAUGUCUGGUGAAUGGAGGUUUGACAUCUCAGACCACAGAAAGCAGUUUGAGUGCUGGCCCACAGGAGCCUGUGCAGCGGAAGAAGCUUCUCAAAGCCCCAACCCUGGCUGAGCUGGACAGCUCUGACUCUGAGGAGGAAACUCUGCACAAGUCAACCAGCAGCAGCAGUGUGUCUCCUUCCUUCCUUGAGGAUCCAGUACUAGAGGCUGUAUGUUCCAGGAAAAAGCCUCCAAAAUUCUUGCCCAUUUCAUCAACACCCCAGCCAGAGAGACGGCAGCAACCCCAGAGACGGCACUCCAUUGAGAAGGAGACGCCUACAAAUGUGAGGCAGUUUCUCCCACCAUCCAGGCAGAGCUCCCGCUCUCUCGUUCCUAGGAUAACCAGUGUGUGGCCAAGGACGCCUUUCCGACCACUUUUCUCUACCAUACAAACAGCUUCUCUGCUCAGCUCUCAUCCUUUUGAAGCAGCCAUGUUUGGGGUAGCAGGGGCUAUGUAUUAUCUGUGUGAGAGAGCUUUUACCAGCAGGUGGAAACCCUCAAAGGAGGAAUUCUGCUACCCAGUGGAAUGCCUCGCUCUCACUGUGGAGGAAGUUAUGCACAUCCGCCAGGUCCUGGUGAAGGCAGAGCUGGAAAAGUACCAACAGUAUAAAGAUGUCUACACGGCUCUGAAGAAAGGAAAGCUCUGCUUCUGUUGCCGAACACGGAGGUUUUCCUUCUUCACCUGGUCCUACACCUGUCAGUUCUGUAAGAGGCCCGUGUGCUCACAGUGUUGCAAAAAGAUGCGGCUGCCAUCCAAGCCAUAUUCUACUCUACCUAUCUUUUCACUGGGACCUUCUGCCUUGCAAAGAGGGGAAAGUACAAGAUCUGAAAAGCCCUCCACUAGUCACCAUCGGCCACUUAGGAGCAUUGCCAGGUUUUCCUCCAAGUCUAAGUCAGUGGACAAGUCAGAUGAAGAACUCCAGUUUCCCAAAGAGUUCAUGGAGGACUGGAGCACGAUGGAGGUGUGUGUAGACUGCAAAAAGUUCAUUUCGGAAAUCAUCAACUCAAGCCGGCGCAGCCUGGUGUUGGCCAACAAAAGAGCUCGAUUGAAAAGGAAGACACAAUCUUUCUACAUGUCCUCACCAGGCCCCUCUGAGUACUGCCCUUCUGAAAGGACUAUCAAUGAGAUCUGAGCCUCUGUGUCCAGAGGCGACCUUCCUCCAGCAGCGCUGUGGGACCAUCUCGAGAUCCUUCCUGUAGUUUCACUUACUAGGUUUCAGUUCACAGUAGGUCAGACUUUUGCUACAUCACCUUGUAGCACCAACUGAAUGCUGUGUUCAUAGUGAUUGAUGUCAUGUGAUUGUGACAGGUCCACCUGUUGCUCAUUUGCACCCAGAAAGGACAACAAUCUCAAAGUUGUUUUGGGGUGUGUAGAUAGGGAGUUGGAAGCUCUCUUAGUUCAGGCUCUCAAUCCUCAAAUAUUUCCUGGCUAAGGCAGAAAGCUUCUUGUGUGGGAAGUCAGGCUGACAGAGAGGUUGAUAUUAGCACAAUUCCAAGCAGUAAGUCAUAUUGGCAUUCCACAUGACAGUAUUCCUCUCUCCUGUACAUAGUGGCCAGUGCCCUGCCACACGCCGGCUCCCUGAGGUGGGCCAGGCUAGCUGUCUUCUCACAGCACAAAAAGUAAAAGGACUUGCUGAUCCUCUCCACUUGCGUCUCAAAUUAUUGUUGCUCUGAGAUACAAAUUGCAUAAGGGGCUUCUGACCGCGUUCUAGUGCAAAGCACUUGGGUAAGCCGCACAGUGCAUGGGUGGCCACUUCCUCUGAGCUUCUGGGUCUGCCCAGACACCAUGAAUCAGUAUCUCCUAAGCUGGUUACAGGCCUUUCAUCCUCUAUCAUGAAUGUAUUAUGGUUACAGAAAGUUCUGUGAUGGAUGUCUAAGACUUAAAAUUUUGUGGGAGUUUGAGGACAAAGACAGUCUUAAGGUUUCAUUAGGCAGCUAAGUUUAUUUUUUGGUUAACUGUGAUGGGUUGUGAUAGCAGAGGGUGCCAGCAUCAAAUGAGCCAGAAUGCACACAUUUUCAGCUACAUUUUUCACAACUUUAUAGCGCAACCAUCAUGACUAAAUUAAGCCACAAUUUGGUACCUAAGUCUCAAACUGAAAUUUAUUUUUAUAAAUGAAUUUUAAAAGAAAAAAUAUCUAACUCUUUAAACAUUACAAGAAAAUUAACCUGCUGACAGGUUACCUUGGAUACCUUUUGCACUAGUUUCCCUUGGAAGUGAGUUGAAUCAUAGGUUGGGUUUCUGGUGAAAGGGAGGUCGGCAGGUAGUAGCAUGCACCUCAAAUUCCUCAGCUCUUGAGCUCCAUCCCAAGGCUACCCUUAUUUUGAUGAGCUUAUAAAUAAUCAACCAAUCAAAUCACUGUCAGUGUUGACAAGUCAGUUAACACAUGUGCAAGAUUAUUUUCUAAAAGCUAUAUAAUGCCCUUGUAGUCAGCACUGACAGCUCCAUGUAAUAAAAGGCAUGAGAGUCGCAUUUCAUUCCACAUAAAAAUAUAGUGACAUUUCCACACUAACAGUGAUACCUCAGAACCAUUCCAGUAGUAGUUUUAAUGCAUUGGAAUUUACAUUGUACAUGGCUUUAAAUUACUUAUGAAAUAAACUUUACCAAUUGACUGAAAUAGUGCAUGUUAAUAGUUCAUCUGUAUUGCAUGUCAAGUGGGCCACCAGAAAACCCUUGUAAGACCCUGUGUUUCAGUCUGGGUUUUUUUUUUUUUUUUCAGUUAUUUUUAAAUAAGACCUUUAAAUUUUUCAUUGGGUGAAUCUCAUUGAUAAAACUUUUCUUGAGAAUAUCUGAACUUGGCAAACACUGUACAAUUAAGUAGGUCCUACUCGCCCUGAUGGUUCCAGGCAUGAGCUUCUAAAAUGGCCAUGAAAGAAGGGAAUGAGGGAGGAGAAAUAGAUUGGUAAGCGCCUAGGGUAAUGUGCUUCCUAAAAUAGUGACUAAUCACUGUUUGACUUCCAACAUAAGACAGUCCUGAAAAUGAGAAUGUUCACAGACCAAUGAUCUACUAACCCUGUUUCUUUUACCUCACUUCUUCAGCUUUAUGGUGUUAGACAUGAUGGCUUGGGCUUUAUGACCACUUAUCACAGGAUAUAUAAAUCUUUCAACAGUAUUAUCUGGUGUUUUAAAGAAUGGUGUGUCCAAUGAAACACUUUGGCCAGGCAAACUGUUUAAUCCCAGCAUUUGGGAGGCUGAGGUAAGAUCAGUAUUAGUUUGGCGCCACUCUGGGGCUACAGAGUGAGUUCUAGAUCAGCCUGGGACCCUGCCUGGGGGUGGGGGGGAUUUGUAGAAAGUGAUGUUAAGAAAAGGCACAGCCAGGCGUAGGUGUGGUGGCGUACACCUUUAAUCCUAGCACUCAGGAGGCAGAGGUAGGAGGAUCACCAUGAGUUCAAGGCCACCCUGAGACUACAUAGUGAAUACCAGGUCAGUCUGGGUUAGAGUGAGACCCUGUCUUGAAAAACCAAAAGAAAAUGAAAAAAAGAAAAGGGACUUGGCAAGGUGAAAAUGGUAGAAAUAAAAGUAACAUUGUUUUGGGGUUAGGUUUAUACGUUAGCCCUUCUUUACCUUGCUUUGACACUCGCACUGUUUGCUGUUUUCCAGAGGUUAAUCCACUAGGAGCUUGUGUAGCUUGCUCUUUAAGUCCCUAGCAUAAGCCACCUUCAGUCAGAGCUUCCUGUUCCUCCGUGCACACUGAUCUCCCUGCGCAAUGCCCCUCUCUGACCUGAUGUCCUGCCAUCUGCCUGGUACUCCCAGUCCAAUAGCAACUGUGCUGUGUGGCUGGCUUCAGUGGACAUCUGAUGCAUCUUGAGCAUGUGUGCACAUCUGGAUGGUUGUCCCUCCUCCCAACUCCCUCCAGGCGUGAGCACAGUUCUCUUGUCCCAUAGGCCAUAAGGUCACCCUAUAGGGAAAUCGGUUUCCCUUCAGUGGCUUUGCUUUCUGUCAGAGUAUGUAAGAAUGCUUGUAAAUACUGUAACAUAUUCAUUAAUAUUUGAAAGACAUCCAGUGAACACUCCCAAAGCAGGUAAAACAAUUAAAUAACUGAUAUGUACAUUGACUUAAUGAUUAACUAAAUUUCAAGCUUUAGGUCUUCCAGAUGAAACCAGGAAGUUGUUAUGCAAAGGUUUAAAAUCAUCUGUUUAAAAGAGAUAUGUGAUACCACCACGAACUCAUACUAUGACAUUUUUAAGGUAUUUAUUUUUCUAACUAUACUAAUAAAUAGAAGAUGACUUUUGGGCAUCAUAUAGGAAACAUAGAAACUUUCAGUUACGUUGCUAUUUGCUAAGCAAAGCAACGGAAAAUUUUGUACAUGCAAAACUGUUGAAGGGCCAUGAAGACACGUGUGCUGACUGGGCUUUGACCUGGCUGCCUAUGCACAAAAUGACCGAGAGCAUUGCUCACAUUCAGAGUGACAUGAUGGUACUAAAUGUGUUCCAUUAAAGUAUUUUAUUUUGAAAUUUAUGUAGGAAAAAAUAAAAUGGCUUUUGUCAUAA